AUCAGGGUCAUUAUUUCAUACGGACACAGCAUAAGAUCGAGUUGCAAGCAAUAAUGGAAGCAAGUGGAGGCGGUGAUGUGCAAGUGAGCGGUGGUGCAGGGGAGCGCAGGAUGAAGAUGAAGGUGAUGGUGGCUAUUGAUGAAAGUGAAUUGAGUUUCCAUGCUCUUAAGUGGGCUCUUGACAACGUCUUAAACACCAUGGCAACUACUGCAACACCAGAUGAGAAUAUUGAAGGCGGCGGUGGCGGCGGCAUGGUGUUUCUGGUUCACAUUGAGCCCGUUUUCCACCACGCUGUGUAUCCCAUUGGAUCUGCCGGAGCUGUUUACUAUCCUCCGUCUGUGGUGGAGGGCUCCGUGAAGAAGGCCCAACAAGAAAAAUCUGUAUCUAUUGUUUCACGGGCAUUGCAUAUGUGCAAGGAUAAGCAGAUAAAAGCACAAAGUGUAAUUCUUAAUGGAGACCCAAGGGAAAUGAUUUGUCAGGCCGUAGAGCAAAUGCAAGUUGAUCUUUUAAUCAUGGGUAGCCGAGGCCUUGGCAAGAUCAAAAGGACAUUUCUUGGUAGUGUGAGUGACUAUUGUGCACAUCAUGCAAAAGCACCGAUCCUCAUUGUGAAACCACAAGAGGAGGACCAUAAAAAGAAGUAACCAAAUCAGCGUUUAUGUUUAAGCUAGCACGCCUUGUGAUGGAUGAAUUAAGUAUUUUCAUGUUGUUUUCUAUAGGUUGAUGGUUUAUAUAAUUUGUAACUAAUAACGCAUGUAUCGAGAGAAAUAAACUUUUGUCUUUCUAGCUCUACUCUAAAUAAAAAAAGAAUUUCAACAAUCAA
This is a messenger RNA of Lotus japonicus, 820 nucleotides long. RefSeq names its product universal stress protein A-like protein. Lineage: Eukaryota; Viridiplantae; Streptophyta; Magnoliopsida; Fabales; Fabaceae. The transcript has 4 exons. The record is from RefSeq and is a predicted model, not a curated record. Bases 54 to 641 code for a protein of 195 amino acids.